Messenger RNA from Phycodurus eques (leafy seadragon), 1342 nucleotides. RefSeq lists its product as uncharacterized. The transcript has 6 exons. The record is from RefSeq and is a predicted model, not a curated record. Bases 72 to 833 code for a protein of 253 amino acids. Gene Ontology annotation, molecular function: RNA polymerase II general transcription initiation factor activity; DNA binding. Gene Ontology annotation, biological process: DNA-templated transcription initiation. Lineage: Eukaryota; Metazoa; Chordata; Actinopteri; Syngnathiformes; Syngnathidae.
GUCCCGCGGACCCCAAAACAGCCGCCGGACGUCUCCCGUGGCGCGCUGCGCUCUCCCUUUGUUUUUGGAGGAUGUUCGUGGCGGUGGAAAGUCGGCAGCUGUCCGAGAACGAGCGCCGGAUUUUGGCCAUGCAGGCCCUGUGCAGGAGCUCCGAGCCGGUGGCCUCCUUCCUCCCGGUGGUGGUGGAAUCAUCCCCGCCGCCGCCGCCGCCGCCCGCCGCCCGGUCGGCCUCUCUUGCUGCUGCCUCCUCCUCCUCUUCCUCCGCGCGCAGGCCAGCCGCCCGCUGGACCGCCAAGCCGCGCACAGGCCCGCAGAUUCAGAACGUGACGUCUUCGGUGAAGCUGGGCUGCGAUCUGGAUCUGGAGUUCAUCGCUCGGAACUCGUGGAACGUGCAGCACCUGUCGACGGUCUUCAAGUCGCUCGUCAUGAAGAUCCGCAAGCCCCAGACCACGGCCAGGAUCUUCCAGUCGGGAAUCCUUUUCUGCACAGGAGCCAAGAGCGAGGACGAGUCUCGGGUGGCCGCCAGGAAGUUUGCCUUCAAAAUCCUCAAGCUGGGCUACCCGGUCCACUUCCUGGACUUCAAGGUGCUCAACAUCGGCGGCACUUGCAAGACGUUCCCCAUCAACCUGGAGGAUCUGUUCUUGGCGCACCAGGACCACUGCAGUUACGAACCAGAGUUGUUUCCUGCCCUCCAGUAUAACUUCCGCCCCGGCAUGACGGCGUCCAUCUUUUCCUCAGGUUCCGUCUCGCUGGUCGGCGCUAAAACGGAGGAGGAAUUCUACAGAGCGUUUCACAGCCUGGACGCCAUCUUGAUCGGCUUCGGGAGGACUUGAAGCCCGCCGGGCCUCCCGCUCGUCACGGUGACCUUCUUCUCGGGUGUUAGCAUGUAGCAUUAGCCACGUGACCAUCUCGUACACCUCCGUUCAAAAAAAUGCACACAUAUAUUUACAUACUUAUCACGAUACCGAUAAUGGCUUGAAUAGAAUAGCCAAUUAUUAAGCUGUCGUCCUGUCAACAGUCAAACUGGAGAAAACUUUGAUUAAAUGAAGAGUUGUUUUGAUUCGAAUUAUGAAUAUAAUAUAUUAUAUCUUGAACGAUCGAUCAUCAACAAGUACAAGUUGCAUUGUGAGUGUUGAUGUGUACGUGCUGUCUUCAUGUAAAGAUAGAAUAAUAAAAAGUCCUAAGAAGAAAAAGUGUCUCUUGUGUUAGCGCCACUAGAUGUCAGGAGAGUGUAGCAAUGAAAAUUGUCACGAUUGAAACGCUCAACACCACUUGGUCCUGAAUACAUUGCCACAAGUCAAGGACAUCAAACCACACUAUACUCCACAAUGUGAACCUUGCA